Messenger RNA from Sphenostylis stenocarpa, 552 nucleotides. The record is from the annotation of a GenBank genome assembly. NCBI's taxonomy places the organism in Eukaryota, Viridiplantae, Streptophyta, Magnoliopsida, Fabales, Fabaceae.
AUGGAUGCUAAAGUUGCCCUCUUUGUUUUGUUCACGUUUUUCGUUUUAUGUUCACCCCAACCACUGGAGAGGAACCAAUAUGCACCAUGCAAACACCUGAUCCUCUAUUUCCACGACAUCAUCUACAACGGAAGGAACGCUCCAAAUGCGACCUCCGCAAUCGUAGCAGACCCACAAGGUGCCAACCUAACCAAGCUGGCCACUCAAUUCCACUUCGGAAACCUGGUGGUUUUCGAUGACCCCGUCACGUUGGACAACAACCUUCACUCGGAACCUGUUGGUAGGGCACAGGGCUUCUACAUUUACGACUCCAAAAACACUUUCACCGCGUGCCUUGGAUUCACCUUUGUUCUCAAUAGCACAUAUCAUCAGGGAACCAUCACCUUCGCUGGAGCUGACCCCGCCUUGAAGAAGACCAGAGACAUCUCAGUCACAGGUGGCACUGGUGAUUUCUUCAUGCAUAGAGGAAUCGCCAUCAUUAUGACCGAUGCUUUUGAAGGUGAAGUUUAUUUCCGCCUUCGUGUUGAGAUUAAGUUUUAUGAGUGUUGGUGA